AUGGAGCUGCUGUUUUGGGGCCACAUGGUUCAGUGGAACGUGGAAAACCUGCUGGAGGCUUCAGCCCGCUUUGUUUGGUGUGACUGUUCCUCUCCUCUCCACGUCACCAUGUUCCUGCGAGUCGUUCGGGCGCUUUGCUGCUGGUUGGUGUUGCUGGCGUGUGUGUCGGCAAGCGAAGACUUUGACUGGACCAAGAACGAUCAAGGCUCCUUCUAUUACGGCACUUUCCCCACCGGCUUCUCCUGGGGAGCGGGAAGCUCUGCCUAUCAGACGGAAGGAGCCUGGAACGUCGACGGCAAAGGAAUGAGCAUCUGGGACACGUUUACCCGCAAGAAGGGCAAAAUCUUGCUGAACGAUACGGGAGACUCGUCCUGUGAAGGCUACUACAAGUUCAAGGAUGACGUCACCAUGAUGAAAGACAUGAAGCUGAAUCACUACCGUUUCUCCAUCUCCUGGCCCAGAAUCCUACCCAGCGGCCUCAAGGCCGACCACAUCAACGAGAAAGGCAUCAAGUAUUAUGAUGAGCUGAUCAACAUGCUGCUGGACAGUAAGAUCACACCCGUCGUGACGCUGUACCACUGGGACUUACCACAGAUGUUGGAGGAGAAGUUCGGCGGGUGGCAGAACGUCAGCAUGGUGUACUACUUUAACGACUUCGCCAACCUGUGUUUCGAAAGGUUUGGGAACAGGGUGAAGUACUGGAUCACCUUCAACAACCCAUGGUCAGUGGCGGUGGAGGGCUAUGAGACAGGGGAACACGCACCUGGACUGAAGCUGAGAGGAACCGGGGCUUACAGAGCCGCUCACCACAUCAUCAAGGCCCAUGCUAAAGUGUGGCACACUUAUGACACUCAGUGGCGGAGCAAACAGAAAGGCCUGAUUGGUAUCUCCCUCUCUGCUGACUGGGGAGAACCGGUGGACAUCACGGACCAACGAGACAUCGAGGCAGCAGAGCGAUAUGUCCAGUUCUACUUGGGCUGGUUUGCUACGCCGGUCUUCAACGGAGACUACCCCCAGGUCAUGAAGGAAUACGUUGGGAGGAAGAGUGCUCAGCAGGGCCUGGGAGCGUCACGGCUGCCCGUCUUCUCGUCUCAGGAGAAGAGUUACAUCAAGGGCACCUGUGACUUUCUGGGCGUCGGCCAUUUUACCACCCGGUACAUCACACAGAAGAACUACCCAUCCGGUCCGGUCAGCAGCUACUUCACCGACCGGGACCUGGUGGAGCUGGUCGACCCUCGCUGGCCGGACCCCGGCUCCGAGUGGCUUUACUCUGUUCCCUGGGGAUUCAGGCGUUUACUCAACUUUGUCAAGACUCAGUAUGGAAACCCCAUGAUCUACGUGACAGAGAACGGUGUCUCAGAGAAGAUGACCUGCACUGACCUCUGUGAUGAGUGGAGGAUGCAGUUCUUUAAGGACUACAUCAACCAGAUGCUGAAGGCCCUGAAGGAUGGCGUGAAGGUCAAAGGCUACACGGCCUGGUCUCUCCUGGAUAAGUUUGAAUGGGAUGAAGGCUACUCGGAGAGAUUCGGCCUCUACUACGUGGACUUCAGAAACAAAAAUAAACCGCGUUAUCCAAAAGCCUCGGUCCACUACUACAAACGCAUCAUCAGCUCCAACGGCUUCCCCAACCAGAGAGAGGUGGACAGCUGGAGGAGGAAAGCUCUGGAGUCCUGCUCUUCAAGCAACCAGCUGCUCGCUGCGGAUCCGCUGAUAAGGCACAUGGAGAUGGUGACGGAGAUUGUGGUCCCCACCGUGUGUACACUCUGCAUCCUCCUCAGCGCCAUCUUCCUCAUGUUUCUCCUGCGUGGACGCUUCUGA
Lampris incognitus (smalleye Pacific opah) is the source of this 1818-nucleotide messenger RNA. Its product is annotated as lactase-like protein. Bases 1 to 1818 code for a protein of 605 amino acids. NCBI's taxonomy places the organism in Eukaryota, Metazoa, Chordata, Actinopteri, Lampriformes, Lampridae. The transcript has 14 exons. The record is from RefSeq and is a predicted model, not a curated record. Gene Ontology annotation, molecular function: beta-glucosidase activity. Gene Ontology annotation, biological process: carbohydrate metabolic process.